Molecule: messenger RNA, 3889 nt
Organism: Halichondria panicea
Lineage: Eukaryota; Metazoa; Porifera; Demospongiae; Suberitida; Halichondriidae
Exons: 12
Coding region: 2039-3661 (540 amino acids)
Source: RefSeq, a predicted model, not a curated record
GCACGCAUGUGGUAAUGUUCGGUAUUUUCGUAACAAACGACUGCAAGACUCCGUAUCUUCUGCUGCAGCAACUGAAUUGCAGCAACUGAACGAGUACAAAUGCCAAGAGAUCACCAAUUGGGACCACUUCUUUUUCUGGUAACCAGAUGUGGCAGACUCUUCGCAACCAGAAGCAGGCAAGACUCUUUAACAAUACAAAUUUUUUUAAAAGUUCAAUGCUUGAGCAUUGUCUUGGAAACUUGGCAAAUAAGUAUCAGAUGUAUUCAGCUCGACAGGUUGGGAGGCAGAGGAGAUUGGACGCGCGUCAUACUUGUUAAUAAUAAAUCAUGUGAUAAAUGAUGAAUAUAAUUAUAAAGGGAUCCUAGCAGAUCCUUUUUUAGUCAUGUCAGCACUUUCUUUCUGCCAAGUCAGCAGUAAUUUUGUUUGCGUGUAGUGAAUAAUGAAUAUAGAUUGCGGGCGUGUGGGAAGAUGGAGGGCAAUGGAAAAAGACCAAGGCAUGUUUCCAGUCCUACUUUGCUAACACCUACAAGGCCUCAGAAGAAAAGAAUUCCUCUUCGAACAUUAGCCUCUCAGGCUCAGCAGUGUUCAGAGCAAAAGCUUGCUAUUGACCAAGGUGCAAAUCAACCAGCAGCUGUGGCCACAAGUGUUGACAAGGGGAAUCCAGAUAGCUGCAGCCAAAAAAUAAAAAACAAAGGUUCUUGUCGAGUAUAUUAUUUUGAGUGGAAAAUGUACAUGGCCUACUCAUAAGAUAGCUGAAUACUGGGAAACUGUGGCAGGGUACGUGAAAAACAAAUAAAGCACUACAUGGAUUCGCUCAGGCACGUCAUGCCGUUCCAAAGUUCUGAAGCUAAUUAAGAAGUUUCCACAACCGGCUGAUGCAGCUUUCUCAUUUGCAAAACCAAGCCGUGAUCAUGAACCAACAGUUGUCGUUACUAAAGAUGUUGGCAUUCAGUGUGACAUCAGACAGAAAGAUACUAUUUGUAUAGAGGUACAACAACCACUUCUUACGGCAGAGACUUGCCAAAUGCCGAUAAAGAGACGGAGACUGAUGACCAAACCAUUGAUAUGGAUUCGAUAUCUAAGUUAUUUUCAAAACAUUUGCAAAGAAAUAGGUUUGGAUGUACCAAAUAACUUUCUCAAACUCUCAGCUUCUGCCAUGAUCAAUCUACGCGAAAAUAAUCGCGAAAAUACUGUGUACAAUCUUGUCCUUGGCAUUGGAACAAUGAGAGAAGAUGGGAGUGACUCUUGCUUCCCUGUAAAGCGAAUGCCAAUGGGCUUAGUGGAGUAUGCAGUUAUAUCAUGUCCAGUCGACUAUAGGUCAUGACUUCAAACCAUGUAUAGCCAUUACGGUCAGCAAUGGGCUAAGUUGCACCAUGGCCCUUAUUGGAGCACAUCCAAUGUACACGACAAUAGUACUGGACGGCAACUAGUACUGGACGGCAACGAAUAAUCGAGCAGGCGCUGGUGAACAUCCCAGCAGUUUCUGAGCGAAGCUUGCGUAAAGAUAUUUCUGAAACCAAUAUAACUUUGGAUGCAUCAAUUCAGCAAUCAGUGCUUGAUCAAGCUGCAAGUGUGCAUCCGGACGCAUGGUGGUGGAUUAAAACUGACGGGGUUGAUAUAGUUUGUGGAUUAGGAGAAUCAAUGAGAGGUGAAUGGUCUGGGGGGGAUAUUGACUUGAAUGAUGGCAGUUUAAAGAUCAUGUAUGACGAACAUCAGAAGUUGCUAAAAUUUAUCGAUGACAUGGGAAUAGUUCAAAGUUGCUAUAUAACUGAACUGAAAGAAGUUGAUGAGCUCCUUCUCAAAGAUCUAAUUCACAUCACAAAAUGUCUUCAAAACGUGUCUAAGGAUUACUCAGAAAAGCAAGCUAAACAUCAUGUAGAAAACGAACUUAUGAAACUCGCUUGGGACACACAGGAACUUAGUUCUAUCAACUGGACGACAGUUGCGAGUAGAGAGUACAGUUUUGCAGGAAAAGCUACAAGAUAAUGAUUACGAUAUUGUCGUUGAUAAUUUUCCUAGACAGCUUGAAGAGUUCAAGAUGAAAUUAAAAGCUUUUUUCAGAAGAAGUAUUAAGUAUAGACGACAAGUUGCCACUCAUGCUCUGGUUGUAAUGAUUAGUCCUGAGCAGAGAGCUAAGAAGCCAUGUGCUUUACCUGUUCAAUGCUUAUCAUGUAACAUGCUAAAGGAUGAAAAAAUACGUUCAAUUAUUGAUGAUGUUAUAGAACAGAUGGCAAAGAAAGGCAUGAAAGUUGCUGGUGUUGUUACUGAUGGGGAGUGGAACACUUUGAGAUCCAAAGGUUGUACGAGGCCUCUAAGUAUUUUCGAAAUUCUAUCAGACGUGAGAAAUAAGUAUAGCAGGAAUAGCAUUGGAACUUUGACAAAUAUGUUGACUCCAAAAGUAUCCUCCAGUGGUGAAGUUACAGCAUUGCACAGAAAUUCUCCUGUCAGUGAGACCACAUUGAGAGAAAUUGCAGUAUGGAUGGAAGAAGGGUGUACAAUGAAAGAUGUGGUUGCACGCCUUCGACCAAAAUCUGUACCGCCGGGGUAUUCCACUACAGAGUGGAAAGAAGGCAAAGAGGAACUCCUAGACGAUAAAAUGCGAUCAAUUUUAGCCCAGUUUGAGUAUUCUAAACGAAUCAAAGAAUAUGUAGGACAAGGAAUCCCCUUCAAUUGUCAUUUGAUUGUUCUUGAGGUUCACAAGCACACAGGUCAUGUAAUUUGCCAUAGAGAAGAUGGAGCUCACCUACUAAAGAGGAUGGCGACAUGCUUACGGCAGGGUAAAGUAAAGGGAGUGAGAUUAGAACGGUUCUUAGAAGCUCUCUAUGACCCUAGUACAAGGCUAACAUAUCCGGCAAUUACAGGAGUUCGAAAGCAGUCUGUUAUCGAUGCAGAACGUUUAUUUGGUAAAGAUGUAUUGGAAUUCAUGGAGAGAAAAAAUUAUAAGGCAGAGGCAAAAUAUAUUCGGGUAAUUCGAAACUGGAGAAGAGCAAUAGAUGAAAGGGGUCUAACAGAGGAUUCUCGACAAACAUAUUUGCAAGAUGUCAAAGAUUUCAUCAACGAAGACCUAAUUCCUUGGUUCUCCGCAACAGAUCCCACUGCAGACUAUAGUACAAUUGAAAUUAAUAGACGAAUUGACCGAAUUAAAGGUUUCACUAGAGAAACAUUAAUUGGCCUGACAGCAAAUAUUGAGACCAGACAAUGGCGAUAUCUAUUCAAUCUGGCACAGAAGAUUGCCCCUGAGCACCCGCGCUCUUCGUCAUCUGAUGAUGUAGAGUGCUUUUUUAGUAUUCUCAGAAACUGUGUUGGAGAAAAUUUUACAAUGAAGCAGGUACACUAUGGAUGGAGGAAAGUUUGUAUAGAGUUUACAAAAAGAAUGGACCCUGACCUUCUCUUCUAUUAUUUUACAAGUAAUAGUCGAUAUUAUGAAGAAGAAUUGCCGAGCUUUAAUGCACUCAUCGUAAAAGCUAAGGAACCCCUCCGAGCUCCAAGACGGGAACAACUCGCACUAAGCAAUGGUUGUCGAAUAGCAACUCUUCCUGUUAGAAAUAGUCUAAGUGUUAGAGCCACCUUUCACAAUAUUGCCAUCAAUCUACCACCCUUACCUAAUCAAUGUACACCAUCUCAAAUAUCAAAUGAACAUUCAUAUGGACAGCAACAAUAAUAAAACACAAAACUAAACAUAAAAUUAAUAAUAUAGUGAUUAAUGUUUGCGUAUCAUGUUAUACUUUUACAUCUUUUUGCUCUGAAAUUUGUGUACAAUGUCACCCCAUCUUCCUCUUUUUAUAAUCUUUAUUCCACAAUACCAACCCGGAGAUCGCCAGUGCAAUAAAAAUUUUGUCCAAUCUAGUUUAACUGAAACAAUUUUGUCUUCGUGCAUCGCUCGGUGGAC